This is a messenger RNA of Polistes canadensis, 5991 nucleotides long. RefSeq lists its product as uncharacterized. The record is from RefSeq and is a predicted model, not a curated record. Gene Ontology annotation, cellular component: cytoplasm. Bases 1466 to 4591 code for a protein of 1041 amino acids. Gene Ontology annotation, biological process: positive regulation of protein phosphorylation; positive regulation of cell population proliferation; positive regulation of gene expression. Lineage: Eukaryota; Metazoa; Arthropoda; Insecta; Hymenoptera; Vespidae. Gene Ontology annotation, molecular function: growth factor activity; fibroblast growth factor receptor binding. The transcript is spliced from 3 exons.
UUCUUCUUCUGAAAGUGUCCUUUCUCUCUGUAUUAAUUCUUGUUUUUUUUUUAUUUGUUAAUUAAUUAAAUUUGUCACUCCUGGACUGGUUCUAUAGCCCCCUCUCUCUCUCUCUCUAUCUCUCUCGCACGCACACACACACACACAGAACGUACACUAUCCUUCGUAAUACUUUCAUUCAUCGCGAAGUAAAAGAGAGCUUGUGCAGGUGUCAGACUUCCCGCGACGGAAAUCGGUGAGAGAAAGAGAAAUAAAAGUUAGACGAAAUCGGUGGCACGAGUGGUGUAGUAGCAUAGUGUUGAUAACAAGCUCAAGUGGUGGUGUUAGGUGAUAGUGUCAAAAGCUUUCUUCUAAGUGCUUAUCGAUCAAUGUAAUGUGUGAUGGUGUUGUUCAUGGUGGGGUGAUGAUCGUGGCCCUUUUUCAUAGUUGCACGUUAAUAAAAACAUCCAAUCGCCCGCAACGAUCAAGUGCAUACAUAUAAUCUACACAGUGAUUGAUCAUAAUCCGAAUAAUUGAAAAAGGAAAUCAUAGAAUAACUUGAAUACACCAAGUAAAAAUUCAAAGGACGCAGAAAAGCAAACUAUUGCAGAGACGAGAUUUUGAUCCGAAAUUAUUUGGAAAAAAAAGAAAAAAUAAAAGUAAAAGGACAAAGUGGUGUAAAAACCGUUACAUAAAGUGAAGUUAAAGGCAGAUAGACAUAUAUAUAUAUCGGUUGUAAUCGGUGGUGUCUUGAUUAAAAAGGUUCGAAGAAAAAAGUAACUUGAGGUUGUAGAGGUAAGAAUAAGAAAAAGGCGGCGUUAACGACCGGUAGCCGAGGUAACUCAUCGAGAAAACCGUUUAAAGAGGGACUUACGUCGGCCUCCGGCGGCAGAUCGAACGCGCCGAGUAUAUACUAAGAAAAAAAGAAAUAAGAUAAAAGAGUCGACGAGGGAUCAGAUGCCACCUCGUAAACCGAUCCCUUGGUUCCCGAUAUUCGCGAACAAACCGUUCUGACGUGUGGGAGAGUAAGAGGAUUGACCGGCGCCUAGAGUCUUCUUCGCCUGUCCUUUUUACAAAACACGUAUAUUCAACAUACGAACAAAACGAAGAAGAGGUGGAGAAGGACGAAGUGGAGGAAGAAGAAGAAGAAGAAGAUUGUUAAUGAUGCGAGAGUAUCGAAGAUGUAGUACGCGGCCAGUGGACCGGGUGCAGCAUCCUCCGUUCUCAUCGAGAAUCGGCUUUUCAAGGCGGAAGUGAUAUGGGGCCCUAAUCGAGAGUAAGAUCGGUUGAGAUAUAGGGAGAGAGAAAGAAAACUAGGCUAACGCAAAAGGGAAAAUAUAUUCGAAUGAAAAAAGAUGUUAGCAGCUGGUAGAUAAAUAAUAUCCAAUGAAAUCGAGCGUAUUUAUUAAUAAUCGCUUGAAAAUAAAAGACAAAGUAGAGUAGGGAUUGAGGAAGAGUAAGAGGAAAGAGAGUAGAUGAGAACGUCAUGCCCACUGAGAUCGACACGGGCGGGCGAAGGGUGCUGCACUGUCAUUACCGUGCCGACUGCCCUCAACCAAUCCUCUUAUCAACAUCUACUAAGAAAGAUGAGCUACUUCUAAGGCUCUCGAAUCCUAUCAUCGAGAGUUCUCACGAAAGGUCGCAUGAAAGGUCUCACGAAAGGCAUCAUCAGGAAGCUCGAGUCAUCGGUGGUGAAGUCAAUAAUCCUCGUGGUUGUACUCGCCGCCUGAAUCGAUAUGAUGAUCGCUUUCAACGAAAUUCUUCUUGUCGUCGUCGUCGUCAUCAUCAUCAUCAUCAUCAUCAUCAUAGUUAUCAUAGUUAUCAUCAUCGACGGCAUAGAUCUAACGUUGAUCUUAUCAAGGAUGCUGAAUCUAUAUUAACCAAUGAGAAUGUCGUUACUUACAUCUCCGGACCAUGCACGAGUAUUACGACUACUACUACUUGCGCUAAUGCUGCAGCUACUGUUAAUACUAAUACUUGGUGGAACACCGCUACAACGACGACCAAGACGACGAGCAAAAGAUUUUCCAACAGAAGAAGCUUGUCUUGUUCCCUAGAGACUAUUAUUCAUCGACGCUUACGGUCCAGGACUGUUUCCUUACCAAGGAAAUUCCGCGAUCGGAGCUACCAACGUACGAAUUAUUCAUCUUCCUUCGGCAAGGAAGAUCGCAAACUUUAUUCGUGCAAAAACUUUUCUAACAAUGAUCGGACAUUCUCCUUACCAUCAUCUAUAUCCUUAUCGUCCUCGUCGUCCUCCUGUUCGUCCGUUAACUCGAGGAGUCGCGUUAUUCAAAAAAAUACGCUAUUAUUUUCUAGUCAUCGCUCGCGAUCUAUUAAGGAACCUCUUAAACGGGCUGCCGAUCGAUCGAGUUCAUUGUCCAAUAACUCUUCCUCCUAUUCUUACGCAUCUUCCACGGGGAGUGUCAUUAUAUCCCAUAAAUUUCCUUUAAACUGCUUUACAAAAUCCUCAGAAUCGUCAUCUUCCUCUGCUUCGUUAUCUUCUUAUUCUUCAUCCUCCUCCCGAUCCUCGAGAUUUUUCGCCGAUACCAAAUACGCAUUGAAACAAAAGUGUCGUUUCUACUUUCAGCUAGCCUUCCUUUUAUUUCUCCUUGCGUUUGGCCAUAGUGGACUGUUAAAAUCGAGUGUGCCUAAGCUUAGUGCGAGAUCGUAUUCUUUGUCAUCGUCAUUCUGCGGGAUUAAUCCCGGAAAGUUAACUGGUUUAGUUGGAAUCGGUAGCAUCGUUAGUAGUGUUGUAGUAAGUGGUGCACCGAUCGACUUGAUCACUGACGCCGGUGUCAGAGCUGAGAGAUCGGCCAAUCUCUCCCACAUUACUGGUGCCUCCAGGAAGAUUCAGAUGUACAUCAAGAAUCGUCAUCUACAGAUCUUGCCUGAUGGCACGGUUAACGGAUCCAAUGACGACACUUCCGACUACACGAUUUUUCAAAGGAUGUCGGUGUCGAGAGGUCAACUGAGGAUCCAGGGUGUCGCGACUUGCCUUUACCUCUGUAUGGAUUCCUGCGGUCUGCUUUAUGGCUCGCGGGAGUACACGGAGGACUGCGUGUUCAACGAGACGUUGGAACAGCACAACUACAACACGUACAGCUCGGUAAAAUGGUCGACCGGAAAGAGGACGCUCUACCUUGGAUUAAAUCGUCGCGGACAACCGAGGAGGGUCCAAGCUAAGGAUCAUACGCUCGGUAGAUUGUCGACUUACGCGAGGGUGCUCACGCAGGUAGCACCGCCGGAUCGAGUGGAAGCUCUUCAAAGAAAGAUGUUGGGUGCCGAGCACAAUGUCCGCCAUCGUCACGGUAGUCAUGCUCAAAGGCAACAGCAUCGGCAUCACCAGGAAUCCCCCCAGGGUGACCUGAGUCAGCAGCAGCAGACCGUCUGCCCGAAUCUCCCAGCCCAAGAGAAGGAUGGUAGAGAUAAGUUUAGAUGUCGCAAACGUAAAAAGAGAAAGAAGAGAAAACGUCGGUGUAGACCCGGGGAGAAAGUUGGUCCGCAGUGUCAAUUACCGGAAGGCCGAGAAACGUCGUCGUCGUCGUCGUCGUCGUCAUCGUUAUCUGGGGCAACCUGCGAGGAGGCUGUCAACGAGGAAGCGUGCAAAAGGCAAGCCCUCCCCGCGACCUCGAAGAAAAAGAAAUUCCGGAUAGGUGAGGAAAGCUCGUUGGUGGAAAAAGGUCCAAGGGAACCAACGACGACGACGACGACGACGACGACGACGACGACGACGACGACGACGAGGACGAGGACUGGCAGCAACGCCACCGAGACGGAGGACGCGUCAACGCCGGAUGUUCUUCACCUGAGCAACACCACCGCCAACGCCCCCGCCAACGCCCCCGCCACCCACGAGGACGAGGAUGAGGAGGAGGAGGAGGAGGAAGAGGAGGAGGAGGAGGAGGAGGAGGAGGAGGAGGAGCUCCUCACCACGAGCAUCGGUAAGAACCUUGAACAAGCAACGUCAAAAAAGUCAAACGUCGCCGGCACCAUUAGUCAAAGUAAAAAGCCUGAUUUGCUGGACGGAAAGAAGAAGAAGAAGAUGAAGAAGAAGAAAAAGAAAAGGAAGAGAGGUCCCGCUUGGCCAAAGAGGAGGAGGAACCCGUUAUCCAGGAAGAAGGAGGAUGGCGGGGAGGAGGAGGACGAGGCCGAACCCGAGGGCCUGGAAGAGGAAGAGACGAGAGAGGAGGGCAAGAAGAAAAGGAAAGCGAUCGCGGAAAUGGUGGAAAGGAAAGAUCAUCGUCUACGAUUGAACGAGCAACAGAAGGAGGGGAUUGUAGCAGGGAAGAAAAGGGAGCCAGUCGGGGAAAUACCGUCGGUAUCCGCGACGAACUCCUCGCUUUCCUCGUCCUCGUCCUCUUCGGCCUCCUCCUCGAACCGUUCCUCCCCCAAACGAAAGAAGAACGCCGCAUCCCAAGUAAGACGAAAACUCGUGCAACAGAGGGUAGUGGUCAACGACAAACCGAAGCUGAGCCCGACAACGACCACGACCACGACCACAACAGUUCCUGAGACCCGGUCGAAAGAUUUGUGGAAUUUUGGUGGGUUCGUUAACGGUUCCUCUUUCGAAUCUAACGCGACCACCGAGCGUUUCGAGAGACUGGCCAUGUAAACGAUAAUUAAAAUAUUAUUAUGCGAACACAAUAGAUGCGUGGUGCAUGUGUACAUAUUUAUAGUCGAUCUGCAUAUCUAUCUUUUUUCGAAUGACUUCCGCGGUUAUCAUCUUGGAACUCGAUGCCGAACUAUGCCUUACGCGAAAUCCUAAAGUAUGUCUCUCUCGCUUUAUUUCUAUCUCUACCUCUAUCUAUCUUAUCUUAUCCUCCUAUCUUAUUCUUCUUUCUUUCUUUACUGCAGUUAGACUUUUCUUGUCGAAACGUAACACCUUUCCUAUGUAAAAGCGACACCAUUUCUAAGAUAAGAGAAAAGACUCGUUCCUUCGUUAACGACGCGCCAUUCCCAAGAUAUUGCAAUUGAUUUAAAUCAUCUUCCUCGCGUUUAUGCGUUAUAUUGAUUAAUGCUAUAUAAUUAUUUAACUAAGCAUUUAAUACUCUUACUUAUUAUGUAGCCUCGUAAAAGUCCGUUAAAUAACAUCCUUCCGAGUUAUAUCCUGAUUCAUAAAUUUACAGAUAACACGACGAACAAGGAAAAGGACCUCCCAAAAAAUAAUCAUUUUCGAGUCGGUCAUCUUUUUCUAUUACAUUUCGUAAAUCAAAAUCUUGAUAACUUAGCAGAUAUGAAAUCAAUCAAACGAAAAGAAUGUCGUCGGCAUAUCGAGAAUAUUUCUCCUAGAUGGACGAAAAUAAGAGAAUAGGAGAGGAGAGGAGAGGAGAGAGAGAGAGAGAGAGAGAGAGAGAGAGAGAGAGAGAGAAAUCGUCGUUCGGAUAUAUGUCAUAGAUAUCCUCGAUGUAUUUUUCAAAGCUAGUAAAUUAGUCGCUUUGUGAAAGAACAGUUAAUCAGAAUUUCUCAAACGCUACUGUAGUAGAACUGCUGAGAAUUAAACUUUGAAACGAAAAUAAAAAAAGACAAAAAAAAAAAUAGAAAAAGAGAGAUAGAGAGAGAGAGAGAGAGAGAGAAAUAUAAAAAGAAAAAGAAGACGAAAGAAAGAGAAAACGCGUUUGAACGCCUAAAAUUCCUAGAUCCUCCGAUCGUCUUCUAGAUCUUUCAAACAUGAGUCGUAAAAACGAAUUGUUCGAUCUAAAAAUAGGAUAUUUAUUAAAGACUUAUUUAUUGUAAAACAACUGCAUAAAUAAUACUGUUAUACCAUCAUCGAUCAUGCUUCCACAAGUAUUUUACAUUUCAUCAUCCUCUCUCUUAUCCAUGUUAACGGUGGAUCGCAGUGUUACAGUGUUGCAUCCAAACAACAAUUCAUUGCGUCUGAUUGCUAUGACAAAUAUUCGUGAAAAAGAAUAAAAAUAACAACGAAAUAUAUAUAUAUAUAUAUAUACUAUAUAUUUGUCGCCUAAGCACGCUGUGUGUGUCCGUCAUGGUUCCUUCCAAUUAGUAUUAAACACA